AUGGUCUCCAGACCUGCUUUGACGGACGAUGUGAGAGCUGCUUCAGACGCUACAUCUCGAGCACAACAUAGUUCGGUAGUGCCUGGUACUGAUUCAUCCGACAAACCGCUUGUGUCUGGAAGCGGCGUAAACGUAUCGAUCAAUCUGGCCGAGCCGGCUUUGUUCUUACAAGGUUUCGAACAAAACGAUGCAUCCAGCGGUAACACAGCCAUGCUACGAGGAACUCUCCACCUGCGCGUGACGAAAGCCGCCAAGAUAAAGGCAGUUACCCUCAAGUUCAAAGGAAGAGCAACCACAAAAUGGCCUGAAGGCAUCCCUCCGCGCAAAGUCGAUUUCGAAGAGGUUGACAACAUAAUGAGCCACACCUGGCCAUUCUUCAAUGCUCAAUUCCCCACAGCCGAGGCAGGACCCUGCGCGGAUCAUGUGGAACUCUUCAAGUCAGGCGCAUCUUCUACGACCUCUUCCUUUGGUAUUGGAAAGUCCCCAAAUAUCUCGACAACAAACCUCACUACAAAAGACCAGCGAAGGCUAUCCUUACAAGUCAAUCAGUCACGCAGUUUCGGCAAGGGUGAAUCUUCAACCGGAGGCCCUUCCGUAGCACAGAAAGGUUACCGCACGUUCAACCCGGGUGAUUAUGUGUACAACUUCGAGCUUCCUAUCGACAGUAGACUACCCGAGACGAUCGACGUGGACCUAGGCUCUGUCAAAUACGAACUCGAAGCAGUCAUAGAACGCGCUGGUGCUUUCCGGGCCAAUCUUGUUGGAGUUCGCGAGGUGCAGCUGAUCAGAGCACCAGCCGAGGGCUCCCUUGAGCAAGUUGAACCUAUUGCCAUCAGCAGAAACUGGGAGGAUCAACUCCACUACGACAUUGUCAUAUCUGGAAAAUCGUUUCCUCUCGGCGCACAGGUACCCAUCGCAUUCAAACUAACGCCACUAGCCAAGGUGCAGUGCCAUCGCAUAAAAGUGCUCGUGACGGAGAAUAUAGAGUACUUUUGCAGUAACAAGCGCGUCCACCGAAUGGAGCCUACAAGAAAGGUGCAGCUUUUCGAAAAAAGGGCAGACCAGCCACCGACUAGCACAUUCCCUGGCAGCACGAUGCGUGUGACGGCAGGGGGUGGUGUGCCGUAUAACCAACGGGCCGCCGCCGCUGCUGGAGAGCCCGUCACGACAUCGGAUCCGACCAACCUCCUAGGUAACCUCGAGGGAGAGAACAUAGGACCUACUGAGAUGGAGUUCAGCGUACAACUGCCGAAUUGUACCUCCAACCGGGAGAGAGAAAGAGCGACCAGGUUGCACUUUGACACCACAUACCAAAACAUCCAGGUGCAUCACUGGAUCAAGAUCGUGAUGCGCCUCUCGAAACCUGACACGGAGAAUCCUGGCAAGCGUAGACAUUUCGAGAUUUCCAUCGAUUCGCCCUUCCACAUUCUCUCAUGUCGCGCAACGCAAGCAAACACGUCGUUACCCGCCUAUACCAGCCCCGAGUCCGCCUCCGCCGGCACUUCGCUCUACGAAUGCGGCUGCCCCAACGCAGUUCGCCGUCGCAACUCACCUACCUCUUACGUGCCCACACUCAACGCCCUGAACGGCAUGAGAGAAACAACAAUACCUCCAACAAUCACAGCACCCAGUCUGACCCGCCCGCAAGCAGCGCAUCUGACGGGUGCAGUUCCUCAUAAUCUCGACAGACCUAUCCAUCUCUUGCGCGCUCCCUCGUUCAACCCCCCAGCCUUUGAAGAUGAAGAGCCCCCACCGCCACUCAUCACCCCUCCUCCACAGUACGACAGUAUCGCCAGUCCCACAUCUGGAUUGGCAGACUACUUCGCUCGCUUGUCUGACGCAUACGAUGACGAUGAAGAUAGUGACGACCCUAGCAGCAGCCGUGGUCGUGUCGACGUACCCUUGACACCUGGUGCUAGAGUCAACAGAAGCAUGGACGUCAGCAGAAGCUGGGUACCGCUCGGAGCACAACUGCACGGUUGA
Aureobasidium subglaciale EXF-2481 is the source of this 1983-nucleotide messenger RNA. RefSeq lists its product as uncharacterized. NCBI's taxonomy places the organism in Eukaryota, Fungi, Ascomycota, Dothideomycetes, Dothideales, Saccotheciaceae. Gene Ontology annotation, biological process: ubiquitin-dependent endocytosis. The record is from RefSeq and is a predicted model, not a curated record. Bases 1 to 1983 code for a protein of 660 amino acids. Gene Ontology annotation, cellular component: cytoplasm; cytosol. The transcript has 3 exons. Gene Ontology annotation, molecular function: protein-macromolecule adaptor activity; ubiquitin protein ligase binding.